CGUAACUUUGUAAUUGGGAAGAGGUAGGAGGUCUGUGGAAGUCUAUUGAUUGCAUGGUAUAGGACUAGAUUGAUAGGUGUGCCUAAGUGUUUGGUGCAUGUUAUCUAUUUUCAGAUUCUUCUCCUUGUUCAUCUAUGUGGAGUUUCUCGAUGCUCUAUAUGACUGAAUUCUGUUUUAAAUAAGGAGAGCUUCCUUAGUUUAAUAGUUUACUAGAAGCUGUUCGCUGUUUGCUAUUUGCACUCUGCUUUCUGGGUUUGCGUUAUAAAGAAGAGAGCUUGAAGUUCGUUUCUUUGGUACGAUUCGUUCGAAACAUCUGCUGGAAGAUAAGAGUUAAGUGGGCUUCUUAACAGUCUAUGCUUUAUUCCCAGUGGGCCUUCCCGUUUAUUUUAGUUUUGUAAAUAAAAAGUGGGCUUUAUUUCAAUUAAAGCCCAAUCGAAGAGAAAGGUGAAAGGCAAGAGUAGAGAGUAGAGACGAGACGACAGAUCGACGAGAGGAUCAGAGGAAUAAUGUAUUCAUGUUCCUCAUCCAUUUUUGUCUUCUUCCCUUUCUUCAUUCCAUCCAAAAAGUUAAAGCCAAAAUCCCUAAUUUUUGCUUCAAUCAGAACUUAGAAAAUAUAUCACUCAAUUGGAAGAGCUUACAAUUUAGAAGCCACCAAGUGGGCUAUUUGUAGCGUCAACGUCAUGGUAGACAGAGAUGUAAGUAGAGCUUUUGAAGAUGGGCCUAUCAGAAAUAGCACUAGCAAUAGAAUAGAAUAGCUGAUUGGGCGCAGGCAGUACGUAGUAGGGACCCUUGUGACUGCUUGCUAUUAGCUGGAUUUGAAAGCUCUGAAAGAAAGCCUUCCCUCUCCCUCAAUUCCAACUCUUUCCCUCCACACAAAAAAAAAAAAAACCCCCCAAAAGAAACUGUUACUUUCUCAGCAACUAUUUGCUUUACUUCCCCACCCUUCGGGCGGACGUAUAUAUAAAUACCAGCCCCUUCGCAGACCCAAAAUCAAGCAGCAGUCAGUCAAAUACUAAUAUACAUUCUCCUCUUCCAUUUCCAUGUCGGCAGGCUUCGCAAUCUGCGUAGUUGCCCUGGCGCUUGCUUCGGCAGCCCAAUUAGCGUCGUCUCGGCCCACAACUUUCGCUCAGGACUUCCAAGUAGCAUGGGCCGAAACCCACGUCCGCCAGAUCGACGGCGGCCGCGCCGUCCAGCUCCUUCUCGACCAGAACUCGGGUUGCGGGUUUGCUUCCAAGCGCAAGUACCUGUUCGGACAGGUCAGCAUGCGGAUCAAGCUCGUGCCCGGAGACUCCGCCGGAACCGUCGCUGCCUUUUAUCUGAACUCGGACACGGCCGGCGUGAGGGACGAGUUGGACUUCGAGUUCCUGGGUAACCGGUCCGGCCAGCCGUACACGGUCCAAACCAACAUCUUCGCUCACGGCAAGGGGGAUCGAGAGCAACGGGUCAACCUCUGGUUCGACCCCUCCGCCGACUUCCACCUCUACCGAAUCCGCUGGAGCCAUUCCCAGAUUGUGUACUACGUGGACGACGUGCCAGUGAGGGUGUUCAAGAACAACGAGGGGAAAGGAGUGGGGUACCCGAACUCGCAGCCGAUGGGCGUGUACUCCACGCUCUGGGAGGCCGACGACUGGGCGACGAGAGGCGGGCUGGAGAAGAUAGAUUGGACUAAAGCUCCGUUUGUGGCCCAUUACAAGGACUUCGACAUUGAAGGCUGCCCGGUCCCGGGCCCGGCCCGUUGUGCCUCCAACCCUACCAACUGGUGGGAAGGCGCCAAUUACAAGGGCCUCACCGCUCUCGAGGCCAGAAACUACAGGUGGGUUCGUGUCAACCACAUGACCUACGACUACUGCACCGACAAAUCCCGAUUCCCCGUCCCGCCGCCGGAGUGCACCGCCGGCAUCUGAAAACGAUGAAUUGCAGACACUGAGACACACACACGUCCUCGUAAUUAAAUGUUUAUUAAUUAAUGUUGGUGUUUUCAUGUUAAUUAGCACGCCAUGAGAUAAAUUAAACGUGGGGGGUGGGGUGGCGGAAUAAAAUUAGUGCUGCACUUCUGUUGUCCGUACCGUACGUACGUCCUUCUCAGGCGAGUCGUCGGCCGGGAGCAGGAAAAAGUUAUCCCGUAGCGUCUACACAGUCGUGUAUAUUUGUAAUUGUUUGUUUACUGUUUAUAAUUUUAUGGAGAAGGUUAAAUUAUUAAUACUAUAUAUAUAUAUAUACACCAGCUUCUUAGACACAUUUUGUAACAAAAGCUGUGAACUUGAAAUUCGGACAGGGGUCUCACCUGAAAGGAAAUUCAGCCGCUUGAAGUUUGCAGAAAUUCACCAUAUAACGUAUGAUUUUAAAUCAGCUGUUAAUAUCGUGGAUCGUGGAAAUUCGAACAUAUAAAAAUUUGGUCAGAUCAAACUCUAAUACUGUAUCAUAAAUCGUUUUGCAGACGUCUCAUUUAAUUUGUCCAUAGUAGAUGGGAAUAUAGUGGAAUGAGAUUGGAUGCUAACCCCUAACGGUUAGCAGCAUGCUAACUAUCUUUCCAGCAGUUAAAUUAAAAUAGUAAUCCAAAAGUCCUGAUUAAUUAAAGAUUAUUUUGGUCAAUUACUUUAUUAAAAUUUCUAAACCCUAAUUAUAAAACCGUCUCCCCGCUGCCUCUCUCUCUCCAACCCACACAGUAAUAUAGUACAUGCAAUGCAAUGCAAUGCAAUGCAAUGCAGGCGUGGCAUGCAUAUCCGCAUUCGACGUGGUCCGGCAAUCUGAUUAAGAAAUGUCAUAUAUGAUGUGAUUAAAAAUUAAUUAUUACACUAAUUGUUCUUUGGUUCUGAUAUCUCACUUUCUUUAGUUCUUAUAUAUCUAGCGUAACUGCAAAGGAAGAAAUAAGGUGUAUGGUAAUACCAAGGUUGUUAACUCGCGGGUCGACCCACUUUGACCCUGACCCGAUGAGAAAAACGGGUCGCACGCACCGGCCGGGUCGACCGCUACAAGGUAUCGCGGGUUGGAGGUCAAAUUGUGUCAUUUUUUUUCUUUGGUUUGCGGAAUGCGCCUAUUUUCCGAAUUUUCUUUUCGCCUAACUCAAUCUUUGGAAUCCUUAGUCGAACAUUUGAAUAUUGAUGUUAUAUAAGUGUGUGUGAAUUUUCGCUAUAUGUUGGAUCUAAGUACGACAUGUUACUUUGGUGUAAUGUUAUAUGUUAUUACUCAUAUGUUAAGAUGAGAUUUGAUAUAAUUUAUCAGGAUAAGUACAAUAUAAUGACUCUUUUCAUAUUUCCAGGUUGAAGCGGGCUAAAACGGGUGACCCGUUAACCCUUGACCCACUAGCUCGAUCGGGUCCGGGUCAACCCGCGGAUUGACAACCUUGGGUAAUACCAAAUACAGAGUUUGGCAUAUUAAUUAAAUUGCUCUGAUAAUUGGACCAAGAUGAAAACGAACAAGUCAUUUGAAAAACUAACGGUGCAAUUUUUUGAGGUCUACUUACUUGGGGAUAUAGCAUGGUCCUGCUAAUUAAGACAUGGAUGGACCCUGGCUUGGUGGCCCACAAAGCAAGACUUGUAAACUCUGGAGAGCUGAAGAAUGGUCAAUUUCGGAAGUAGCCUUUCUUCUUUAUACGAUUCUCCUGCUUUUGUUUUGUUCGUUGCGAUCAAAUCUUAUUCUCGUGCAAGAAAACAUCAUGUUGCAUAUUAUAACAAAAGUCCCUCCGAUGAAGUGCCUAGCUUAGUCCAGGUGCCGGCUUUCAGUGUGACUUUCCAAACGGUGAAGUUCUUAAUUAGUUAUGACCACAUUCGAAAUUUCAAGUUCUAUCUCUGGGAUAGAUAUAUUUCCAAACGGAUGUAUUUGAAAUGUGGGUAUUUAAAAUAUAUGUAAUUUAAAUUU
Messenger RNA from Linum trigynum, 3858 nucleotides. NCBI's taxonomy places the organism in Eukaryota, Viridiplantae, Streptophyta, Magnoliopsida, Malpighiales, Linaceae. The record is from the annotation of a GenBank genome assembly.